GUGACAGGUGGAAAAGGUAGUAGACCCAUAGCUAUUCUAUUCCCUCAAACAUUACAAACCUAUAUAGAUUUCUUUGUUAAAAUCCGCCAAGAACAUCACUUAGUACCCGAAAAUAAUCCAUAUUUAUUGGGUGUCCUGGAACUUCGAAGUGGACAAGAGGGGAUGUUAUUAUACGGAAAUUUGCCCAAGAAGCUGAUCUAGAAUUUCCCAAACAAAUAUCUUCUAACAGAUUACGGAAGCAAAUUGCAACGGUAAUGCAAAUUCUUAACCUUAGUAAGGAAGAGAGUGAACAAUUCGCCCACUUCAUGGGACAUACUGAAAAAACCCACAAUGAAUUUUAUAAGCUGCCACAAGAUGUGUACCAAACCGCAAAAAUUUCCAAACUCCUAAUGUUAAUGGAAAAGGGCGUUGACAAGUAUAAAGGAAAGUCGCUAAAUGAAAUUAAUAUUAAUCCAAUGAGUGAAUUUGCUGAAGAAGAAUCAGAUAAUGAAGAUAACGAUUUCCUAGAUGCAAAUGAAUCUGACUGUACGGCAUUUCAAGCAAUCCCGGAAGAAGAAAGUCGACCAGUAUCGAAGAAGAAAAUAUCAGGGAGGACAUUCUGGACUUCUGAACAGGCUCUUCUAGUGAAAAAACAUUUCAAGUCCCACAUUAGCACAAAAAAGGCCCCCAAAAAGAAUGAAUGCAUGCAUUAAUAGGAAAGUAUCCCGAGAUAUUCCAUGACAAAGACUGGGUUCGCG
Acanthoscelides obtectus is the source of this 737-nucleotide messenger RNA. The record is from the annotation of a GenBank genome assembly. NCBI's taxonomy places the organism in Eukaryota, Metazoa, Arthropoda, Insecta, Coleoptera, Chrysomelidae.